Molecule: messenger RNA, 2384 nt
Organism: Micropterus dolomieu (smallmouth bass)
Lineage: Eukaryota; Metazoa; Chordata; Actinopteri; Centrarchiformes; Centrarchidae
Product: gastrula zinc finger protein XlCGF53.1-like
Exons: 2
Coding region: 176-1456 (426 amino acids)
Source: RefSeq, a predicted model, not a curated record
AAACUUUCGGGAUGUUUCACCUCAGACUCAUCUCCUGUUAGCCAAGAAUGCUAAAGGAAGUUAGCUUGUUAGCAGGAAGUAGCCGGAGCCGGAGCUCGGCCUCACAGUGUGUAUUUUAUCAGAGUGAGCUGCGUGUCUGUAACGGAGUGUGUCUGGAGGAAAAGCUGCUGUAAACAUGUCUAAAGUCCAAACGCUGAGAGCUUUUGUCCAGCAGCGACUAAGUGCGGCUGCUGAAGAGAUAUUUGAGCUGUUUGAAAGAACGAUAGCAGAGUACGAGGAGGAACUUUGUGGACAACGCAAACUACUGGACGCUGUUUUCAAGCCUGAAGUCCGGUUACACAGAGCAGACGUCCAGCUGCUAUUGGUGAGUAAAGAAGAGGUUCCCCCUGAGCAGCAGGAGUGGAGGCCCAGGCUGGACCAGGAGGACCAACUAGAGCCCCAACACAUUAAAGAAAAGUGGAGCUCCAGUCUGGACCAGGAGGACCCACCAGAGCCCCCACACAUUAAAGAGGAACAGGAGGAACGCUUGAUCAGUCAGUCAGGAGGGGAGCAGAUUCAACGUCUGGGGGAGGCUAAUUUCAUCAAAUUCACAUUCACUCCUGUCCCUGUGAAGAGUAAGUUAGAUGAAGAGAAACCUCAGUCCUCACAGCUUCAUCAAAGACUAACUGAGCAGAUGGAAACAGAAGCUGAUGGAGAGGACUGUGGAGGACCAGAACCAGCCAGGAACUCUGAUGCAGAUGGACAUCUACAACCGGCUACUCAUGACAAGAUUUCAUACUCAUCUGAAACUGAAACUGAUGACAGUUGUGACUGGGAGGAGACCAGAGAACCUGAGUCAGGUUCAAACCCUCUGCAAAACAGUGAAGUACCUGUAAGUGAUCAGGAAUGUUGUACUGGAAAAACAUCAAGCAGCUCCUCUGAAUGUGCUACAAGCUUUGGCCACGAGGGAUGUCUGCAGGAGCACAGUGGACUUCAAAAAACCGGAGAGGAGCCAUUUAGUUCUGUCUGUGGUAAAGGAUCAGUUUUAACCAAACACUUAACAGGUCAUACAGGAGAAAAACCUUUCAGCUGCUCAGUUUGUAAAAGAAGUUUCAGUAACAGAAGCAGUUUAUCCAAACACAUGAGAACCCACACAGGGGAGAAACCGUUCAGUUGUUCUGUCUGUGGUAAAGGAUUCACACGAAAGUCAGAUGUGAGACGACACUCAACUGUCCACACAGGUGAGAAACCCUUCAGCUGUUCUGUCUGUGGUAGGAGAUUUACACAAAACUCAACUUUGACCUCACACAUAAGAAUUCAUACAGGAGAAAAACCCUUCAGCUGCUCAGUUUGUAAAAAAAGAUUCCGUGACAAAAGCUAUAUGUCCACACACAUGAGAAUCCACACAGGGGAGAAACCUUUUAGUAGCAGCGUUUUUGAUACAUUUUUUGGGAUCACAGGAACCUCACAAAGGUGAAGAGGUCAUUUAGGAUCUUAAUUGUCAUGCUAGUCAUUGAACUCAGUUUCCCAGUAUCCUCCAAAGGUCACGCAGACGCUUGAACUCGGCCUACAGACCCAACUGCAGCCUCAAUUGGUCAAGACCUGUGACUUCAGACACCUUAUUGAUAAAACCACAGCUCUGUUUCCUCUCUUUCCACCUUCUUUCCACUCGGUUCUUCUCUCCCUUGGCUCCGCUACCUCUCAGGAGGACACCGGCCUGUUUUGACGCCACAGCGGCCUCCCAGCUUGGCCUGCUCAGACCGGACAGCCGCUUAAGAUCCUGAUGGUCAACAUGUUGUUUUAAAAUGUGAUAUAUAAAUGAAAUGACUUUAGUGACCUCCCAACAUCACAGUUUAUUUCUAUUUGAAUGGACUCUCCUGGUCUUUGCUCUCAUUAUGUGUAAAACACGAACAGUUGAUUCUUAAAGUGCUCGGACUGUCUUUGAGUUUUAUCGGUCAGAUCUCAAGUCUUUGUUUCAAACUUUGAUUUUACACAGUUGGACAGCUGAUGUGUUGUAUUUGUUGUAUUUAGUUUUGGAUUUUCCAGCCUUUUUCCGGACAGUAAUCAGAUGCCAUGUGGAUGUUGAGAGAGUUGUUGGCUGCUGUAAUCAUUCUUCAGCUGGGUGUCUUCAUCCGGGACUCAAGUAUGUUCAUUGCAGUUGUUUUGUUUUGACUCAGACUGCUGAGAUCAUUGUAAAGAUUUGUUUCUCUGCCCCGCUCACUAACACAUCAUUGGUUCAAACGUGUGGCUGCUCUUUAGUAGCUUCAUGGUUAUUUUCUCAAGGCUUAAACAUAUAUUCUCAUUUGUUUUAAGGAAAAACUCAAUGACAGGUGUAAAUAAGUAAAUACAGUGUUUGUUCCUUACUAGUUUUCUAAUGAUUUAUGAUGUGUAAUCCAUUGUAAGUU